UCAAUGCCUCUCAAUCCAGUUGGUGGCAGUAACGCACCGGAAACGUUGGUUGCCAACCGCCAUGUAAAAAUAAAAGAAGAAAACUGAACGGCGCAUCGGAUGUACCAUUUCUAUCGUCCCAUUACUACUUUACAGUACAUUGUGCCGCGUUGAAAUGAUUAUUCCGGUCCGAUGCUUCACCUGUGGGAAAAUCGUUGGAAAUAAAUGGGAGGCGUACCUUGGCCUCCUUCAAGCUGAAUAUACUGAAGGUGAUGCCCUUGAUGCCCUUGGUCUGAAGAGGUAUUGCUGUCGGAGGAUGCUACUGGCCCAUGUAGACCUGAUUGAAAAGUUGCUGAACUAUGCACCCCUGGAGAAAUGAAUACAUCAAUCUAACAAAUUUUAUGGACAUGUUCUGAAGCCGUUUACACCCUGGUGGAAUUAAAUCAUUGAGACUA
Molecule: messenger RNA, 434 nt
Organism: Esox lucius (northern pike)
Lineage: Eukaryota; Metazoa; Chordata; Actinopteri; Esociformes; Esocidae
Gene: polr2l
Product: polymerase (RNA) II (DNA directed) polypeptide L
Exons: 3
Coding region: 155-358 (67 amino acids)
Biological process (GO): tRNA transcription by RNA polymerase III; transcription by RNA polymerase I; transcription by RNA polymerase II
Cellular component (GO): RNA polymerase III complex; RNA polymerase II, core complex; RNA polymerase I complex
Molecular function (GO): DNA-directed RNA polymerase activity; DNA binding; zinc ion binding
Source: RefSeq, a predicted model, not a curated record